This is a messenger RNA of Penaeus chinensis, 2571 nucleotides long. RefSeq lists its product as uncharacterized. The record is from RefSeq and is a predicted model, not a curated record. The coding region runs from base 247 to 2082 and encodes 611 amino acids. Lineage: Eukaryota; Metazoa; Arthropoda; Malacostraca; Decapoda; Penaeidae. Gene Ontology annotation, molecular function: protein binding. The transcript is spliced from 11 exons.
UAAUGUAUGCGAUGAAACUGUUGUGUUACUGAGAACGCUACAUCGUGCGUUGUUGGCUAUAGUGUUCCUUUUGAAUUUCAGUUGAAUAUGUUCAACAAUCCAAAAACGGAAAAUCUGUAUUGCAGUUAAAACAACUUGGCCCAUACUUAGUAACUUUAGACCAUCUAGAUCACAUCACUGGGAAAGAUCUAUGGUGACAGUGUACAGACAUUUAGAUGGUAGAAGGAAAGAAAAGGUUAUUAAAAGAUGGGCAACUCAGCAGUGAAGGAAUCAGAAGAGCCAAGUGAAGGAUUUCAGAGUCUGAAUUUGUCUCGCAGUGUUAAUCCAGAACAGUUUUUAAAACAUUCAGCUGGUGAAUUUCUUGAGGGUUGUCUCCUAGAGUUACCAUGGGAAAUAUACUACAAUACCAUCUCCAUGUAUGAGGAAAUUAAUGCAAGUUUUAAUUUCAUCAGUGAGAUCCCAGAAGAGCUUAGUCUACAUGUUCCACAUUUAAGGAUACUAAAUUUUAGUCAUAACCAAAUUACAAGUUUGCCACAGUCUUUUAGCUUACUUCUUCACUUGCAAGUUUUAGAUCUUUCAUAUAAUCGUCUCAAAAUUGUGCCUGAGUCUAUAACUGGUUUACGACAACUUCAUACACUAAAUAUUGCCAACAACAAUAUAACUGAGCUUCCAGGAACAAUCUCAAAGCUUGGAAAGUUAAGCAAACUUAAUGUUAGCAACAACAGUCUCCGUGUGUUACCUGGUUCACUUGUAGAAUGCCCAAAGCUGAAUGUCUUGGUGUCACUGGGGAAUAAUCUGAUUCACCCUCCCCAAGCUAUUUGUGACUGUGGAUCUCAAGCAACUCUUACUUUCCUGAGGGAGAGACAUGUUCCAGUUACAUCAACAAGGCCUGCAUUAAAGAAGAAUGUAUUUAUGCGUGUAAGAGGACAACAAGUAUUGGCUAGUGUCGCUAAUCCAGAAUCGGCAAGUACAGAAUAUCGACAAGCUUUGGGGACAUCAAGGACAAAUAAGCGGAAGUGUCCGCUCAUGCCCCCUGUGGAUGCUACUCUACUGAAUCCUGAUCAAUUAAGAGAUAUGUUGCUAGGUCUCAUAUAUGGAGCAGCAAUAGCAGAUGCAAUGGCACUGAACACUGAAAGGCUUUGUGAAGAUGAAUGUCAAUUCUACUAUUGCCCGGAGAACAUCAUGCUAAAGGACAGAAUUUCUGACCAUCUCAGACUUCAUUUCUCACCACAUGACUGGUCUUGUAACACUGAUAUUAUGCUCCUUGUUUUAGAGUCGCUGAUGAGGUGGGGAGGCGUUGUUGAUGAAUUAGAGGUAGCAAGUCAGCUAGAUCAGUGGAGAAUUCAUGGCUAUGUGGAUAUAGAUCCUUCUCCAGGACAUCCGCUUUCUCCAUUCAUGAACCAGGUUAUAACAAUUGAAGGAUACUCUGCAAAUCCACAUGCAACAGCUGAUACUGCAUAUAAGCUUGCAAAAGAGGAGAUUUCAAGAGGUAUAUACAAUGUAAAUCCAAGAGACAAUUCCUGCCUUCCAACAUCUUUGGUCCUAGGAGUACCAAACUUUUACAAGGAAGCUGAAGUGGAGAUGAACUCUGAUAGAAUAUGCAGAGCUACUCAUGCUGAUCCAGUAGCCAGAGCAUCUUGCUGGUUCUUGUCUCUCUUGAUGGCCUCAUUGCUUCAGGGUAAGAUGUGCAGCGGGAAGCUGUUAUAUAUUAAUGUAUUGGAUGAUAUCAAAGAAAAAGUAGCUCAGAAGAUUCUUGAAGAAAAUGACAGAGAAAACUUCCGGAAGGCUUUCACUGAUGUCAGCAAUAAGACGGUUCAAGGAGACGAUGUAACAACUUCAUUGAGUUUAUUGUAUACUGUGAUGAUGAAGGAUAAGUUUGACUUCAAGACUGAGAUUGUGAAUAUUGUUAUGAGAGGAGGCACUGGUGUCAGUGCCCAUGCAACUGUUGUUGGAGGGAUCUUAGGUGCUAGUAUUGGUUAUUCGCAACUACCCCAAGAAUGGCUAGGUGAGCUCCCACAGGAAAAUAUUAGAUUAUUGAACAUUAAACUAAAUUCAUUAUUGGAUUUGUUUGGCUUGCCAUAAAAAGCAGUCAUUUAUGGCUUAAUGUAAUUGUUCAUAUAAUAAAUGAAACAUAUAUAUAUAUAUAUAUAUUAUAUAUAUUAUAUAUCAUAUGUUAUAUAUUAUAUAUUAUAUAUUAUAUAUUAUAUAUUAUAUAUUAUAUAUUAUAUAUUAUAUUAUAUAUUAUAUAUAAUAUAUAAUAUAUAUAUAUAUUUUUUUUUCUUGAAAACAUAUAUUCACAGACCGACCAUAUUGAUCCAUUAAUAAAAAGAAUUAAUAAAAAUGUUGAAGAAUACUUGAUGUCAUGUUAUUUGAAAGAUACAAAGACGAUGAUGCAACAUUUUCAUAAACUUUAGGGUCAGGUCCACAAUGAAAUGGUUUAGGGUUUUACUGUUGUUGCAGUUAUUAUAUAUUAUUUUUUUAUAUAUACUUAUUUUUUUGAAAAAUUAUAAGAAUGUAUAAAAAUAGCCUGGGUUGUAAUGUAAAAAUUAUAAUAAAAGACAUGAUAACAUA